GGACAACGGUUGAGGUCAUGGCUUUCCACAGCACUGCAACGGUCUUUUAGUUCCCCGCUAAAAGAUACGUACCGGGGCGCAUCCCCCACAUUUGGUACAAGACAGAUGCUGGUUGGAAACAGAAAUUGCUGGCCUCUUCCUGGCUUACGCCCGGCUCAUUGUGAAACAACUCACACAGGACAUCCUUUCUCUCACAGUGAGGCCGUUGAAAUUCUGCUCCCAACCCCACCAGAAGCUGGGGAUUUGGUGGGGGUUUAUUGAAUCUCUGCAUUGGCCCGUGCACUUUGAGCCAAGGGCGACUCGGCUGGCAAGGGCGGUCAUCUGAUUGCUUUUACGUGAUUGGCCACCGGCUCUUGAGCUUCGUUCGGUCGAGAAAUCCACUCACUGAAUGUCACAACCCGUUCGAGAAAAUUGCCGACAUCUUACCGCCGACAAAGUUCAAAGUCGACGCUCCAGAUCGCCAGAUCCCAGCCGGCAGUAUUUCUGGUUGACGGCCACUCACCAGCAUAUCUUACAACAGAACUUCUCACCGAUACAAUGUCUACAAACCCGGGCACCAUGCGAGGCCCGAGCCGGACCGGCCAGCGCGGCGGCAUCCCUUUCACCCCCAAUACCCCUACGACAUCGUCUGCCUCUUCGGCGAUCCCCAGACCAGUCGAAACCACCCAUGCUGCCCCCAGCGAGAGCGGCGCCUCCUUGAGUGCCGGCAGACAAAAACAAGCAAAGCGAGACGAGGCCAUCCGCCGCAAGCUGGAGAGUGAUCUCUCCAAGAAGAAGCACCUUACCAGCCGAGCCCGCCAUUCCCGCAAAGCCCCUCCCGGCACCGUCCUUGCCCUCAAGCCUAGCCCCGCCCUCCAGAUCAAGCCCGCGACGACCGUUUCCGAGGCUGCCCAGUUGAUGGCCGCGAAAAGGGAAGACUGCGUGCUUGUUACCGACGACGAUGAGAGAAUUGCCGGCAUUUUCACCGCCAAGGAUCUCGCCUUCCGCGUUGUUGGAGCUGGGUUGAAGGCCGCCAAUGUCACCAUUGCCGAAAUCAUGACCAAGAACCCCCUCUGCGCCAGAACCGAUACCAGUGCCACCGAUGCCCUCGACCUCAUGGUCCGCAAGGGCUUCCGCCACUUGCCAGUUAUGGACGAGAACCAAGACAUCUCUGGUGUGCUCGAUAUCACAAAGUGCUUUUACGAGGCCAUGGAGAAGUUGGAGCGGGCCUACUCUUCGUCUCGCCGUCUCUACGACGCCCUCGAGGGUGUGCAGUCCGAGUUGGGCACAAGUCAGCCUCAACAGAUUAUUCAGUAUGUUGAGGCCUUGCGGUCCAAGAUGUCGGGUCCUACCCUUGAGUCGGUCCUCAACGGCAUCCCACCCACCACCGUCAGCGUGCGGACAUCGGUCAAGGAGGCUGCCCAGUUGAUGAAGGAGAACCACACCACAGCCGUCUUGGUGCAAGAUCAGGGCGCUAUUACGGGUAUCUUCACCAGCAAGGAUGUUGUCCUGCGUGUUAUUGCCCCAGGCCUUGAUCCUGCCACUUGCAGCGUCGUCCGUGUGAUGACCCCUCACCCCGACUUUGCGCCCAUGGACAUGACCAUCCAGGCUGCUCUUCGCAAGAUGCAUGAUGGCCACUACCUUAACCUCCCGGUGAUGAACGAUGGAGGCGAGAUCGUCGGUAUGGUCGAUGUACUCAAGCUCACAUAUGCCACUCUUGAACAGAUCAACACGAUGGGGACAGGCGCCGACAACGAAGGACCGGCAUGGAACAAAUUCUGGCUCUCGCUUGACCACGAGACCGAGUCCAUGGUCUCUGGUGACGGCUCCCAUCACCACACCCACCACACCCGCUCCGUCAUGUCCCCCGAUAUGUCCCGCGACAGAAUCAACGACAGCGUUGCGCCCGGCGAUUCAGCCAGCCAUGCGGGUGUUGAUUCCCCCCCCCAUAGUGCUGUGGCGCCCAUCACACCCGAACUCCCACCCAGUGAGAUCCCAUUCGCCUUCAAGUUCAAGGCGCCUAGCGGGCGUGUCCAUCGUCUGCAAGUGACUGCUGCGCACGGCAUGGAGGAAUUUGUUGCCAACGUCGCAGCGAAGCUCGGCGCCGAGGUGGAGACUAUUGGAGGUGCACCAGCGGUUGAGGAUGGUCUGCUCUCUGGCGGAUUUGCCCUAAGCUAUCUGGAUGAUGAGGGUGAUUCGGUUUCCAUCACAACAGACCAGGAUCUCCUGGAGGCCAUUCUCCUGGCCCGUCAUGGCCAUCGCGAGAAGGUCGAUCUCUUUGUUCACCACCCCAACCAACCUCCCGUUGCCGUCGCCCCAGCGCCAGAACCGGUGGCGCACCCCACUCCUCCUGCCUCGUCAGUAGUCAGAGAGCGGAGAAAGGCACACCACGAGGAGGAGUCCGAGGAAGAGGAGGACGAAUCUGAGGAGGAGGCGCCUGUUCGCCGGAGAACCCGCACGCGGACUGCGCCUCUUCAGCAGGAACAGGUCAUUGCCGGUGUCCCUAAUGAGCUCCUGCUGCCAGGUGCUAUUGUCACAUUGGCCGUGGUUAUCAUUGGUGUGUUUGCCAUUGGUAGAGCGUCUAGCAGAUAA
Molecule: messenger RNA, 2571 nt
Organism: Podospora bellae-mahoneyi
Lineage: Eukaryota; Fungi; Ascomycota; Sordariomycetes; Sordariales; Podosporaceae
Exons: 3
Coding region: 538-2571 (677 amino acids)
Molecular function (GO): protein binding
Source: RefSeq, a predicted model, not a curated record